This is a messenger RNA of Colletotrichum truncatum, 480 nucleotides long. RefSeq lists its product as uncharacterized. The record is from RefSeq and is a predicted model, not a curated record. Lineage: Eukaryota; Fungi; Ascomycota; Sordariomycetes; Glomerellales; Glomerellaceae.
AUGUCUACACGCAAGAGAAAGCAAGAGGAGGAAGAGGAGCUUGUUUCCCUUCCUGACGAAGAAGGUGACGAGGAAGAAGAGGAAUACCAGGACGAUGAUGAGGAGGAGGAAGGUGACGAAGAUGAAGAAGAGGAAGAGGAAGAAGAAGAGGAAGGCGAUGCCGAUGACGAUGCGGAAGCCAACGGCGUAGAAGACAAAGCUCCCCCUUCAAAGAAGCGGAAGACCGAGACCGCCGAUGGAGAUGACGCGGCGACCGGCGAAGAAGAAGAGGCUGAAGAUGAGCCUGAAGGCGACGAUGAUGCCGAGGAGGAAGAGGAGGUCGAGGCCGAAGGUGACGGCAAUCAACAGGCUGCCAACGGCGUAGAGGAUGCUCCCGCCAAGGGUGAGGUCAAGGUCACCGAGGCACCCGGCGCUACCAACGGCAAUGCCGCGGCCGCCACGACCGCUGCCGUCGCUGCAGGUGGUGACGCUGAGGACUAA